Molecule: messenger RNA, 1620 nt
Organism: Owenia fusiformis
Lineage: Eukaryota; Metazoa; Annelida; Polychaeta; Sabellida; Oweniidae
Source: the annotation of a GenBank genome assembly
CAAUAGUGUUUUUAUAUUUAUUUAUAUAAUUUUAAUGUGUAUUCAAAAAUUGACCCAAAUAUAGUAAAUAAAAUUAAAUACUUAGAGCACCUGCUUCACUCCGUAAAUGACCUACAAUUUAAAAAACUUUCUGCUUUCGUGUUUCAAUAUUCGACUAUCUAUUUUAACUUGUUAUACACAGAUCUAUUGUCUAAAAUGAAACGGUAUAUGGCAAGCAGGCUUGCUAAAAUAGUUGGAAUUACUUUUAGUAGUUAUGUUGCCGUAAAAUAUACAAGGGAACAAUUAAAAAGGACAAAUGUAUUUGCAUCAGAAAUUAAAAAUCAAAAAGAAAGUGAUGGAAUUGAAGGUGAAAUUGAAAAUUCAAGGACUCCAAAUUUGGAUAGUCUCAAAUUACGUAAUGUUCAAAUUUUCUUUAGACAUGGAGCGAGGACACCGUUGAAAUUUAUUCCUGGAGUUGAAGAGGCAUUUUGGGAUGCUAGAUUUCUUAUGGGGUCACUCCCGCAUGCAGACAUAGAAUAUGAAGUCCAUAAUAUUCAUGGCGGAGGGAGACAACCACCCCAAGACCUCGAGAGUCACUAUGCUAAAACAAGGUUUAAGGGUGGCUGUAUUGCUGGUCAGCUGACUCAAUUGGGCCAAUCACAGAUGGUAGAUUUAGGUAGAAGUAUCGGGAAGAAAUACCUGAAAAGUUUAGACUUGAACCCUGAAUAUAGUGCUAGCUCUGAACAAGAUAUUUUCAUCCGGUCUACUAAUAUUAAUCGCACAAUAUUAUCAGCAAAGUGUGUUGUGGCUGGGAUGUUUGGAUGCAAUAAUGUUAAAGAUCCAUUAAAGAUCCUGGUAUCAAAAAGAGCAACAGAGAUUUUAUACCCAAACCAACACCACUGCCAUCUAUUGAAGGCUGUAUGGACUGCAGGAUGGGUGGACUUUGAUAAACUAGCAGGCUUUAAAGAUGAUAGACUAUCUGUACAAUCAGCUCUAGGUUUCACAGAUGAUAUUAAUGUUAAUAUUUGCGACUGCAGGGAUGUUUUAGUAGCAAGACAAGCUCAUGGCUUAGCUUUACCAAAACAACUAGCACCUGUAAUGUCAGUUAUAGAAGACAGAGCUACACAGAUGAUAACAGUUGCCACUUGUGGUUUGGAAAGUGAGCGGCAGAGCACAGUACCACUUACAGGGGGUCCCAUGGUUUAUCUAGUGCUACACCACAUGGACAGUGUAGUCAUGAACAAAAGUGAUUCUAAAAAGAUGUGCCUGUAUUCUUGCCACGACUCGUCCCUGAUACCCUUGCUUGAGGCUAUUGGUUCAUUUGACAAUAAAUGGCCACCAUAUGCUGCUAGUGUCACAUUUGAACUAUACGAGGAUGACAAUGGUGAAUUUUGGGUCAGGACUCUGUAUUUAGAUGAGGAGAUCAAAGUUCGUAAUUGUGACAGUGCAAUAGUGACUUUGGACAAGUUCCAUGAUGAAGUCAAUGCUUACGCCAUGUCACCUGAACAGUUCUGGGCAAGGUGUCAUGGGAAAGAGGCCAUUGUGGACCCACUCAUGGAUAAGAUUCUCCAAGAACUAAUUCAAAUAAGUCGGUCUGGAUUACGUAGCAAGAAAGACACUGAUGGACAAUAUUUACAAUGA